Messenger RNA from Lymnaea stagnalis (great pond snail), 5212 nucleotides. The record is from the annotation of a GenBank genome assembly. NCBI's taxonomy places the organism in Eukaryota, Metazoa, Mollusca, Gastropoda, Lymnaeidae.
AAAAUGGUUCGAGCCUGGUACAUGGAUGAUUCUGACUCUGAUAAAAGAGAGCCACACAUGUUGGACCCACCAGUAUUUCUAAGCUUAGAGGAACUCAACAAAAAAACCGGUGUGGAGUAUUUCAAGGCAACUACAUUAUUUAAUAAUUUAAUGUACUAAACCUUUAUGCUCUCACUGAUGAUUUUACUUGGUUUCUGUUAGCCACUUACUCAGGAUCAGGGUGGCCAACUCAACAAAAAAAUAACUUACUGACAAAUAUUCUAAAUAUGCAUACUUUUUAAUUUUUUUUUAACAGACAAGCAUUUUUCAAAUAAACUUACGAAGCUCAAGAAGUAAUUUCAAAUGACCAUUUGAUUAAGUUAUUGAUGGUUAUGACUCUUAAGUCAUUUGACCAUGAGGUUUGAGUCUAUUUCAUAAUCUUAUUUUGUGGUAUAGGAUUUUCAUUAAUGUUUAAUUUCUCCUGAUUAAUUAUGAUAAUAGAAGUUUCUAGCAAGUAAGAAGACUUAAAAUAAAGUGAGGCAUCUCGUACUGUUUCACAUCAAAAAAUUUGUGAACAAUGCCUUUUUUUUUUAUGGAUAUCUUACAACACCCUGAAGAGUACCCAAUCAGUUAUUGUCCAAAGCAUUUUUUUGAUACCGGUACCCCAAGCGAAUCUGAAGUCAUGUACUUUUUUAAAAUGUUACAUUAAAACAUAAUGUAGGAAAUUUUUUUCUUAAUAUUUGCAAACAGUUUGAUGCAGACACAUGGGAGUUGAAUAAUGAACUUGCAGAACUGAGAAAAAAAAGAGGGUACUCUUUCGAAGAUGUCUGUGAAAUUUCAAAAGACACUUUACCAGAUUACGACAACAAGGUAGUGAUUUGCUAUUUGUUGGUCUUACAGAAUCAUAACAACAUGCUCAAAACAUAUUUUCAGAAAUACAGUGGUCACUGGUAGAAGUGACAAGUUCUACAGCAAAACUAAUUUGAAAAAUAUUCUUUCUGACUUUUUUGUUAAUUUUUAGAAAAUGACAAACAAGUUAAGAGUUUUAAAAGUAGAAAUUAUCACCAAUCCACCAGAGUAUGACAUAUACUAAUUUUGCAUGAAUGAUAUUUAUCCAUAAUCUGAAUUUGAACAUAUUUUCACGAUUAAAAACCUGCAGUCUUCCAUUCAACAAACUGAGAGCGAAUCUGUGAAAUGUAGUUUCAUGAUUUUUUCAACUUUCAAACUUGUUUAGCAACUAGAAUUUUUCCCCGUCAUUAUUUUAAAAUGGUAUUGAAAUUUAACUUUAUAAACUCUGAUGCUUUCUUUUGCUCAUUUUCCUAUACAAUUUCAGGAUUUCUUCAACUUUUUUUUUUUUUUGAACAGCUCAAAGCCUUCUACACUGAGCACAUUCAUUCAGAUGAGGAAAUAAGAUUUGUGACUGCCGGCUGUGGAUAUUUUGACUUCCGUGACCGUGAUGACAAGUGGGUUAGGGUUGAGGCGGUCAAAGACGACUUGAUCAUUGUUCCAGCCGGUAUUUACCACAGAUUCACACUGGACUCUUCGGUAAGGGUUUUCGUCAAGUUUAAAUUAGUUUUUUUAAAAGGAUUUUUUUAAAAAUUCACUUUGGUCUUUAUUUCUAUAUUAUCUGGUUACAAUUUUUUUUUACAAGUGGUUAAAAGAUAUUCAAAUAAAGAAAAUUAAAAAGUGUAAACACAUCUGCGAACUUGGUUAUGAAAAGUUGAAAAGUAGGCACUUAUAUAAAUGCUUUUAUCUUAUUGGAAAUUGGUAUGGUUUUCAUUAAUUUCAUUUGAAUGGAAUAGAAGAGGCUCAAUUGAAUGAAAAAUAUUCUCACCUUGGCCACUUGGGUCUUUGCAAGUUUUAAUGAAGGGACACAGGUACUGAAUGAGUGGUCAGAUUUUGUCAAUUUAAUGUAAAAAAAUAAAAUAUGUGAUGCAUACCUUCAUUUUUAUUAAUAUUUCCACACAAUUUGCUUCCUUGAAUGGCUCUUUUGCUGGAAGGAAUGCAGUCUUCAAUUAAUUAGUUAUAUCCUUUCUAUAUCAAAUACACUUGAAACAUGAUGUUAAACUAAGAGAUUCAAAUCUUUAUGUGCUCAGAACUACAUCAAAGCAAAGCGUCUCUUUGUUGGUGAACCCACUUGGACACCCAUCAAUCGGCCUGGCGCAGAGGAUCAUCCUGUGAGGAAGGAUUACCUCAAAUGCAUGGCCAUUGUCAACUCAUAAGGCCAGGUGAUUUUGGGGGCAUUUACAUACUUCAUAUGUUUGUGAAAGCAUAUAAGUCUCUUUUAAACAACUAUUAAAUUUUUAAGCAGUUAUAUUUUAUAUGUAAAUACAGUGUAUGUAAUUUUUACAUUAUUUAAAGUUAAGGUUCGUUUUUCAACUUUUUCUUUAAAGAAGUCUGUGACUCAGUCAAACAAAAACUCUCAGAAGAAUUUCCUUGAAAAAUUUUGUAAUUUAUGUAUUUUGAUCUAAGUGAAGCAACUUUUACACAUUGCAAAUUUAUUGGCAUUAAUCCACUUAAGGUUGUUUUCUUGCUCCUUCUUGUCCAUUUUUAUUACAUACCAUGAAAUGCCUUAACUGCAUAAAAAAUAACCAAUAUUUAAAAAAAAAAAAAUAGAGUGUUUUUAUCACCAUGAUUUCUGUUGCAUUAUAAGAUAAUUUUAAUGUUUUUUUUUUUUUUUAAAUUUUUCUCACAAGGAUUUGAAGGCAUUAUCCUUUUUUUUGCAUUUAGUUAAUUAUAGGAUGCUCACUCUGUUUUAACUUAUUUAGUGAAUCAUAGGAUGCUCACUCUGUUUUAACUAUUCUUAUUUAUGAUAAGCAGAAUCAGACAUUUAUUAUUAUGCAAACUGAUUUGAAUGAAAAUGACGAUGUGCCGCAGGCUAUGCUGUGAUAGAGCAUUAAAGAAAAGUAUUAUUUUUUCAUCUACUCAUCUGUUAGCAUGUUUGUGCCUUGUGAGAUUUGUCUUACCCAUUUCUCAUAUGAAGGCGAGAAAUUUUCUUAUUUUAGCUACAUGUUAACCUACUAAUAAUAAUAUUACAUAAGUGAAAGUGAUUUAUUUUACUAAAUUCAACUUAACAUUACUAGAAAAUGAGGUUAUCCACUCAAAAAAAGGGUUGGAUUUUGUGACCAAAAAAAGAGUGUAUUUUAUUAAAUAUUCAACAAUUUAAAAAAAAAUUAAAAUAUUUAUCACUUCCAAUGUUUAGUUAAAUCCUCAGAAGGAUUCUAAUGUUAUUUAUAAAGGGUUUUUGUUGUGCUUAAAAAGGUUGUAUGACUAAUGCAACGAAAGUCUCCAAAGUUCUUUAAACAUGGACACUGACUAUUUCAACACUGACCUGGACACUGACUAUUUCAACACUGACCUGGAAACUGACUAUUUCAACACUGACCUGGACACUGACUAUUUCAACACUGACCUGGACACUGACUAUUUCAACACUGACCUGGACACUGACUAUUUCAACACUGACCUGGACACUGACUAUUUCAACACUGUGUGAGAGAUAUGUUUAUCGAGAGACAUGUUGUUAGAAAGAAUAUAACCAAGAUUCCUAGCAGAGGGUGUAAACUGUAUGUCGGAGUUACCUACUUGAAAUGAGGUGGGAAGAGUUGAGGUAGAGGAUGAUUUGUGAUUGUAAAUGAGAAGUGCUUCUGUUUUGUCAGUCAUCAUUAAGCUUCAACUUGCUGAGUGUCAUCCAAGACUUGACAUCAUCAAUGCACCCCCGCAAAGUCUGGACAGCGGAAUCGACAAGAGAUGGAUGGGUAUGCAUGUAUAGCUGCGUAUCAUCUGCAAAUGACUGGUUCUCAACAGCAUGCCUCCCGAGCAAGAGGAGCAGUGGCCUGGUAUACAUUAUGAAUAGAACCGGACCCAAAACGGACCCUUGUGUUUUUGUUGUGCUUCAAAAGGUUGUAUGACUAAUGCAAAGAAAGUCUCCAAAGUUCUUUAAACAUGGACACUGACUAUUUCAACACUGACCUGGACACUGACUAUUUCAACACUGACCUGGACACUGACUAUUUCAACACUGACCUGGACACUGACUAUUUCAACACUGACCUGGACACUGACUAUUUCAACACUGACCUGGGGUAUUAUUUUUUGGAACACAAUAUUUUAAUUUAAAAGUAUUCUGCCAUUUAUGUCUGUGUAUGUAAACUUGGUUCAGUUCCGUGCCAGACUCAGCACAAGUCUAAAUCUGUCUUCAGUGCCAGACUUAGCACAAGUCUAAAUCUGUCUUCAGUGCCAGACUUAGCACAAGUCUAAAUCUGUCUUCAGUGCCAGACUUAGCACAAGUCUAAAUCUGUCUUCAGUGCCAGACUCAGCACAAGUCUAAAUCUGUCUCUGACUUAGGUAGCAUGGUUUCUUAUAUCAAUUAAUUAUUUACUAAAGAGAGAAAAUAUGUCUCAUGAUAAUUUUGUUUCAUUGCUUGUUGUAAUUUUUUUUUUUUUUGGCAGCCUUUGCAAUGUAACUUAUCCUGCUAUUUUAAUUAUGUGGUUCAUUCAUUUUCAUGUUUAUUUUUCUGCAGUAAAAAGGGACUUUUUGGUCAUAAUUAAAUCUUGACGUAGUGUUAACUUUCACUUUCGUAUUGUUAGCAGUAAAAUUUCAGUUGCAUAGUUGCAUAUCCUAAGUGAUAAAUCAAGUAGGAGCCAAAAUGAUCAAUAAAUUGAUCGUGGGCCCUUAAGAUAUAGAAGAAGAAGUAAAACAUUUUAUAAACAGGAUAAAAUUGUUUUUAAAAAAAUAAUUUUGACUCAGAGGUUCUUCAACUUGAUAAAAUUCCAAGGAUCUCUUCUUAUUACAAUUUACUGGGAUAAUCCCAUUCUGCUAAUUAUAAAUGUUCUGGAGAAUCAAAUGUAGUGUGAUGCAAAACAUGGCUACUACAAAAACAAUAUAAAUACUUGUACAAUGGAUUAAACUGGAUGUAAAUUUGUAAAGUAUACUUUCAAUAAUUCAAUUAAAUUUUUUGAUGGUUUCCAGUAAUGACCUCAGUUAUAAGAAAUGGAAAGAUUGCUGCAAACUAUUUUUAAUGAAUUAUUUCGUAUUUACUGAAUAUUGGCCAGUAAUUGAUGCAUUAGAACUGUUGAUCCAUGGGGUGUUUGUUAUUUUUAUUUACCUGGUAUUAGAAAAUCAGAAUUUUCAAACACGGCAUUAUGAUUUUCAUUUUGGUGCAAGUUUUAAAAUGUAACCAAUCAAUGUAUUGUACUUCUUGAUUUAUUAAAGAUUUUCUUGUGAAAAUUUC